CAGCACAGCACAACAACACACCAUCGAGGAAAAAAAAACCUAUUGAAUCAUUUAAACCAGUGGCUUCCUCAGGACUUCAAACAAGGCUUGCUUGCUGCCUACGGAUCUUCAUAGACAGCAAUGUUUUGCUAACCUCUAUUUAAGCCCUCUUUAAGGCCCCUGCUCUACUUUCUUAACUGCUCUCUAUCCCUUCUAAUUCUUCUUGCAAAACAAAAUACCGAGAAUCCUCCCUCUUCUUUUAGCUUGUUUGUUUUGUGUGUGUAUGAACGCACGCCCGCGCGCACAGAGGCACGCGCGCAUAGUCUUAUAGGUUGGUGGGAGAGUUAAUUAAGCUGUUAGCUAGCUAGUUGUGUGAUGACAAUGGAGGAAGCUAUUGUGGUGAACAAAGGAGAUGAUCUGAUUGAUUUGCCACCAGGUUUUCGGUUCCACCCUACAGAUGAAGAGAUAAUAACUCAUUAUCUUACAGAGAAGGUGAUGAAUAGUAGCUUCUGUGCAAGUGCUAUUGGUGAAGUUGAUCUCAACAAGGUUGAGCCAUGGGAUUUGCCAAAGAAAGCAAAGAUGGGAGAGAAAGAAUGGUAUUUCUUUUGCCAAAGAGACAGGAAAUAUCCAACUGGUAUGAGAACCAAUCGUGCUACAGAAUCUGGGUACUGGAAGGCUACAGGGAAAGACAAGGAAAUUUACAAGGGAAAAAAUAGCCUUGUUGGGAUGAAGAAGACUCUUGUUUUCUACAAAGGGAGAGCUCCCAAAGGAGAGAAAUCCAAUUGGGUUAUGCAUGAAUACAGGCUUGAAGGCAAAUUCUCAUACUAUAGCCUCCCCAAGGUUGCAAGGGAUGAAUGGGUUGUUUGCAGGAUUUUCCACAAGAGUACAGGCAUCAAGAAAACCUCAAUCCAUGACCUCCUAAGGGUGAACUCUUUCGGAGAUGAUUUCUUGGAUUACUCCUCCCUGCCACCUUUCAUGGAUCCCCUUAAUUACAAUAGCAGGCCAAGCACCAGCAGCUUCAGUGGUGGCGCCGAUAACAAUGAGUUCAAGGAAAUGGCAACAAGAUCAUCAGAUGGAAAUUAUUUCUCCAAUACAAGCAUGCUCAACAACAAUCAAAACUUUGCUCAACCUCCAAAUACCAACUACCAAGCACCAAACUCCAGUUUUCACCCUCAAAUUCCAGCCUCAAAUCCUCUUUACACCUUUCAAACCAGUUCCAAUAUGCCUGGCUACUUGCACCAAGGAAAGAGUUCUUCUAAUUCAUUCCAAAACUUUCAAAACUCUAUCUUCAGUGACAAUGAACAUACCCUUCUAAGAUCAUUAGCUAGAAAUAGUUUCAGAGAAGCAUCUGGAUUGGAGAAACAGUGCAAGGUUGAGCGCUUCUCAUCUAAUCAAUCUAUGGUCAGCCUUUCACAGGACACUGGACUUAGCACAGACGUGAACACCACAGCUGAGAUAUCAUCUGUGGUUUCAAAGCAAGAAAUAGGGAGCCAUGAUAAGGUUUUUGAAGAUCUUGAGGGUCCAUCAGCUGGCCCCAUUGCAGAUUUGGAUUGCUUGUGGGAUUAUUGAAGACCAUAGAGAAUAUGUGUAUAUCUACGCGUGGUUUAAUUUGUUCUUUAAAUUCUUAGGAUAUAUGAAUGUAACGAAAAAAAACAGAAAAAAGAGAGAAGAAGUUCUGAGGACAUGUGAUUUGAAACAGUCAUUUCUCCAUUAGCUAGCUAGGUAAUUUGAUUAGAGUUUGGAAAGUUCUUUGUAUUGAUCAUAUAAAUACUUUGUAUAGAUUUUUAUUAGUUCA
This is a messenger RNA of Populus nigra (black poplar), 1774 nucleotides long. RefSeq names its product NAC domain-containing protein 87-like. The record is from RefSeq and is a predicted model, not a curated record. The coding region runs from base 355 to 1548 and encodes 397 amino acids. Gene Ontology annotation, molecular function: DNA binding. The transcript is spliced from 3 exons. Gene Ontology annotation, biological process: regulation of DNA-templated transcription. Lineage: Eukaryota; Viridiplantae; Streptophyta; Magnoliopsida; Malpighiales; Salicaceae.